UCAAAUGGUUCUAUUCACCGGAUUCGAACAUUAAAUUCCAAACUUUUCAACCUCCGUCUCCGUUUCUCUUCACCCCACCACCCCUUUUGCCGUGCGCAGUGUGCAAGUAGUCUGUUUCAAGUAGCUUAGCAUUUGAUUCUUUUGUCAAUUAUUGCACGAAGCCAUCUAAAAUGAUUGUAAAGAUGUUCAUGAAUACUAAAUAUUUUGUAUAAUGAAGUAGAUCAUUAAAAUGUGUUAUCAGGUUUUGUGGAAUGGUGGGGGAGUAGGGGGCGCGCCGUUUUUUACACAUCUGUAAAGGGAACCCAUAUUCAUUAAUUAAAUAGCUUAGUCCAUGUAGGCCUCAAUUUGCGCUGUUGAGCAGGCAGCGGGUGGUGUAAUACUGGAUCCCCGAUUGGCAGCCCACAAUCCGAGGGAUAAGGGAAGCACUCGAGGCCGAUGUUUUGGACGGAAUAUCUAAAGCCUACAGUAUCUAUUUGUAGUAGAUCGGUAUACUUCCGAAUGUGUAGCCAUGUACACCUGGGCUUAGUUUUUUUUUCUCAGGCUAGUUGAGGAAGGUUGACAGCGACGGGUUAAGUUCUUGUUAGCUAGUAGGCUAAGUGCCACGACUGUUAUUUUGGUCCUUUUGUUUAAUUUCGCAACGUUAAUGAAUAGACAAUGCGGUACGUAGUUUCGAGUCUCAGUUUUUAACCGUCUUUAUAAUUGCAGGACAGAGUUGGUGUGUUUCUUGCAUUUCAUAACAUAAGCUAGAAACAACUAUUGCGACGUUGAUAGCUUGGCUAACUAACGUUAGCUAGCUUGCUAGCUAAUUGAUUCAACACUUCGGCGUAGCUAAUUAGGUUGGACGUUAAUUAGCUAAAGAAUCACGAGCCAUUUGGGCAUUUUUAUCCACACCGUUGUUAUAUAAAGCCUUAAACUAUGUUUUAUUACUCACUGCACUUUCUCAACUAUAAUAAUCAUGCAACCUUGCUGGUAAAACGAUAUUUUCUGGGCACGGCUAGAUAAUUGGUGAGGACGGAAGUGGGCAAAUACAAGUGUUGGUAUUUGGGAUUUGUUUUUGUUUUUAUCGCGCCUCGAUUAAUUUAGUAGUAUUCAAAUUUGGAUCUUAAUAAUAGCGAGUAUGUAAGUCGUUAAACAUAACCACAAAUUUUAAUUUCUGCCGAGUAGCAUUGGAAAAGGACAAUACUGCAUUGAGUUCUCAUGGAGGAGUCUGGUGAGACAGUGUGCAGUGACAGCAACAGAGUGGCGGUGUGGUUGUGCCCCCUGUGUCAACAAGGGUUACCAGACAGGGGCUCCCUUGCUCUGCACCUGAAUGAUGGGCAUAGUGUGCUUCCUAACUGUGUAGACAAGUUGCUGGACAUUGCUGCUCCCAAACAGGGGGCGAGUGGAGUGGACACUGAUGUUAAGCAUGAUACAGAUGCUGCAUCAUUACAACGGAAGCUUUUAGAAGCUUCAGCCUCCCUCUCAGACCCAUGUCAAAAUAAUGAGAACUCUGAAGGACCCCAGCAGAAUUACAACAGUAGGCACACUCUCAUUGGGUUUGGCGACAAAGAUAAAGAGAUGGAUAAGGAAGUCGGAGUGAAAGACCCGGAGGGAGGUGUAGUUGUCUUGGAGUCGGAUCAGGAGAGGGAUCAGUCCACAGAAACACCUGUCGACAAUGAAAAGUCCACAGGAAAAAAUGGUGUAAUGGCUGAUGGCGAUGACAGCCGUCCAUUCAAAUGUAAUGCGUGCUUAGAGGCUUUUCCUACCAGGACCACAUUGUGUGUUCACUACAACUCGGCAUCCCAUGUGCAACGGAUGAGAACAGGAUCCCUAAAACAGGGUGGUGAAAAUGACACCCCUGCUCCCUCUGUCCCUUUUCUGUCUCGGCCAUAUUUAUCAAACAAGCCCUACCAGUGCGCUGUGUGUCGAGUCUCUUACAACCAUGCCAUUACCCUGGAGAGUCAUUUGAAAUCUGUUUUGCACCAGACCCGCAGCAGAAAUGCAGGAAUCUCUGCCAACAGUGCAACUGGAAAUUCGGGAAGUAACAUGGCUACUAACUUAGUUGUUACCUCUGGGGGCAGCACUGCACAGUUGGUUUGCACCACCAGCAGCAAUUGUGUCAUCCCGGCAAGCCUGACAGCAGCAGCAAUGACUACCAAAGACGGAGAACCUAUUCAAACUCAGCUGGCUCCCUCGCUGCUUUCGUCCCCUGUAGCCUCUGCUCAGGCAGUCUCUGCCUUUCUCACCCUCCUCACGUCCAGCCCAAGCUCUCUCUCGCACUCCCUCCUCCCCUCUCUGUUUGCGGCUGGGACGUCCCCUGCCACAGCCACACCUCAGCUCAUACCCCAGCAUCAGAUGCUCAUGCCAUUUAUCGUGAAUGGGCUCCAAAGCCAGAGUCUAAACCCAGAGCUUUUGACACAGUCUGUUCCCCUUCUAGGUCUCAAUGCUGCCCAGCAAGCUAUCCUGGCCCAAAGACUCAGUAGCUUACAGAACCAGUGGCCAGCUGUCGGCCUCCAAGUAACCACACAAACCUGUUCAGAAGACAACCAAACAAACAAGAGCAAAUUGAAGGAAGAGACGAACAAGACGACAAUUGAGGAGAAAAGGUCCCUUAAGUCUGAAAAGGGGAGAAAUUGGCCCCUGGAAUAUGAUGGAGAAAGAGAGAUUUGUGAGGAGGAUAGUAAAGGAUAUGCACAAGAGCUCAUCAGCGCCUUAGUAAACAAAAAUAACAGGGUUGAGUCAUUUAGGAUAGAUGGCGAUAAUGAAAUGAAAGAUGGUACAACAUACGAAGGGAACUCUGCAGAUGGAAAAGGGGAGGACAUUGACAAGUGUUUUGACCGCUCACCGUCUGUUACCAGCAACUCAAGCCUAAGUCCUACCACUUUAAAUCUUAUGCUUAGCCCUGAUUGUACCCUUAAAAAAUCAGAAGUUGGCACAAGCCAUUGUGUCUCUGUGUUGUCACCAAAAUUGAGCCCCUUUAAACACGCCUUAAAUUCCUCUGAUCCAACUCAUCCCCAUGCUAAUUUGAGGGCUCGGCACUUCUCCCCAGGGUCCCCGAUACUGUCAGAGUUCCAGAUACAGGUUCUGCGUGCGUUUCUGGAGUCGCGUAGUGGGGCUGACGCAGCCAGUCCUCCCCGUGAUGACUGUGAGUCGUUGGGCAGGGAGGUGGGGCUCACUGAGGCGGAGGUACACAAGUGGCUCACUGACGCCCGACGCGCCAAAGAAAAGCAGAAAGCUGGGGGCGCAGGGCACAUGCGCAGCAUUGCAGCCUACGGUAAAAGAAACAAGCGUCUUGAUAACGAAGAGGGGGAAGGUGCCCUUACAAUAGAUAUGCUUGAGGGAAGGGACAGCGGUGAGGCCUCUGGCAGUCACGCAAUGGAUCUGUCCAAUAGUGGAGGAAGGAGGAAAGAGUUGGGGAGGGAGAGCCAAGGGGACUCGUGUCUGGCCUCUGAUUCAGACAAUGAAGAAUUCUACACCUCUGUCAUCGUGAGUGAGGAGGACAGCCUGAGUGGCUCCAUGAGGGAGGGGCCAGGCAGCCCUGCUAAAGAGGAGGCUCUGGUAGAACUGGCAGGAGACAAGGGCUCAGGAGGAGGAAAGGUGCUGCGCUCCACCACUGUGUUUCUCUCAGAUGCCGAGGAUGACGAUGAUGACGAGGAGGCUGCAUCUCAGAGAGCAAAGAGAAGAAAUAGAAAGAGGGAGUUGGAGCGGGAGGAGGUGGAGGUCAAGAAGGAGAGAUUAGACCCUGACGUGGAUUUGGAACUCGAGGCCCAAGCUGAUCCUCCUUCCCAACUUUCUAUCGCCAUUGACCAUAGAGGACUUCCAAGUGGCAUUCUACACUCCCUCCCUCUGUCUUUGUCCCUGGCUCCAUUCUCUACUCAAUUCCUUAGCCCCUAUGUUCUCUCACUCCCUCCCUCAGUGGUUGGGCUUGGAGUUGCAGAAGGAGAUGGAGGCAAAGUACCUGCCUUUCCAAACCCUCCUAACAUCACCCGGUUCUCUGACCCUCUCAUUACAUCACCACUCUCCCUCCAUACCCACACCUCCCACUACAUGUCUAAUGGUGGAGACUGUGAGGCUGCUUUAGAUCUCAGCAUCAGGAAAAGCCACAGCUCAACAUCUGCUUCCUCCACCUCUCUCAUGGGUGACAAGACUUCAGCACAAAAGGGCCGUCUGCUUGACGGGCUAGGUCUAAGACCCACAGCUUUUGGGUUACCUGAAGAAGGGAGACUCGGUGUGGUCAAGUUCAAACCUGAGCAAGCAAUGUCCAACAGCAGUGGCUUUGCCCGUGGCAAUAAUAUGGCUAAGGCCAGCACUGUUUACAUGAGGGCAGCAGAGAGGUUGAACACCUCCAUAAUUGAGAGAGAAAAGGAGCGGGAGAGGGAAAAGGAGAGGGACCAGAAAGGCAGGCCCAAAGCACGGCGGUACAGGGACAUGAGACGUUCCAGGACCAUCAUCCAGGCUGAGCAGCUUGAUGUGCUUUAUGGCUGCUAUUUCAAAGAUCCAAAUCCUGGGAAACAUGAGUUUGAGCAAAUAUCAGAGUGGGUCCAUCUCCCAAAGAAAGUUGUACAGAUCUGGUUUCAGAACAUGCGGGCUAGGGAGCGCAAGGGUGAGGUUCGCUUCGUCAGUGAUGGCACUCUGGCAGCAGUGGGCAAACCGCUCAUCAAGUUCACCUGGCCACUGUCACAACCCAUUUUCUCCAGCACCCCCAAAUCAAACACCAACUGUAGCAUCUCAACUGUAGCCAAUCCAGUACGGGCCCUCCCAAAGACUGAGGUGAAAGAGGAAAUUGUCAAAAUCAAAAACCAAGUUCCUAACAGGCCCAAGGAGGUGGCCUCUUCCAUUUCCUCCGUGAGCAGCAGUGUGUCUGCAGUGCCAAAGACCAAAAUGGAGGUGACAAACAAUGUCACAAUGGUCAAAAUCGCCCCGAAAAGCAUCGCUCCAUCUCUCCCUGUCGUACCCAAGGAGACCUGUCCUACCCCGCCUUGCCCCCCUCCCAAACACACACCUGAAGAGGAUGUUGGGGAAAAUGACUCUGAUGAAGAAGUGGAUGAUCAUAACCAAGAGAAGCCACUAGCUGGGCCUGGAUCCACUAACCGCAUGGUACCAAAAAUGCCCUCCACUCCAAUUAGCAAGUCCCUUGCUGCGACAUCUCAAAAACAAAAUGGGCUCAACUACUGGUCAGCCAAGGGCCCCUUUAAGAUCAACACGCUUUCUAGGGAACAGUUGGGUCUGUCAACCCCCCGUGCUCCCACAGUUGUCGGCGCCACUGCUGCCACCACUGCUCUCAAUAUUUCUGCUGCUGCCUCUACCGUAGCAACCACCACCACAGCAAGCGCAAGCCCUCAGACCACUGUCAGCAUUGUCACCAUCGCCAAGACUGCUCCAUCGGAGGGAAGCUUCCUGCACCACUCCACCACCCGCAGGCCGCGCACACACCUGUCCUGUCUGCAGCUGUCCAUCCUGCAGUCUUGCUAUGAGACGUGCGCCCACCCUAACGCACUGGAGUGUGAGGCAGUAGGGACGGAGCUGGGGCUGCCACUCAAGGUGGUGCAGAUCUGGUUCCAGAAUACCCGCGCCAAGGAGAAACGCUGGAGGCUGCAGCAGGAGAAACUGUCUCCAGUGUCAUCAGAGAAGGUUGACAUGAGUGCAGGGAGCUAUCUGCAGUACAAUGCUCUGCGAGCCCACCGUCCUAUCCUUCCCAAACCGGUUCAGCUGACGGUCCUGGAGCCAUCUUCUCCCCCAGCCAGGGGCCAGCCAGCAGGUCGAGAGAUGCUGAGAGGCAGGUGCGAGGCCUGCAAUGCAGGCUUUGAGUCCAGAGCAGCAGCAAGAUCCCAUGUCUUCUCCCCUCGACAUCUAGCCACUCUGAGAACCACUAACUUUGGCCAGCCGGCGACCAUCAUCAACAACGGAUCUGAUACCGGGUCCAGUUCUGUCUCCGCCUUAGGGUCUGUUGUAGAGGACCCUCCAGCUUCCCCACCCCCAGCCAGCAGCACCAGCUAAGGCACCCGUUGGUGCUGGUAGAGACUCGGGACCCAUUGGGCUCCUUACAUUUUAAGAAACAAAAAUUGGGCACUGGUCUUCCAAGCUAAUAUUCUUUGGUUUCCGAUGUUUGGAAAGGCCCGGUUGCCCUUUCUCCCUCUCCUUGGACGUCAUUCUGCCGAGUUCUUGUUUCCAAACUUGACUCAUUUGGAUACACUGACUAUUGUUACACUGCUUCACGCUUAAUCAAAAGUUAUCAAAUGACUGAUGAACAUGUACCAGUCCCCUUUGAUAUGUUUCUGGUCUGCAGUUAUAAUCCUUGUCUCAUCCUUGUCCUUAAAAUUACUCUUACAAUACUUGUGUAUUAUCCCCUUAAGACUGCUUAUGCAAAACGAUUAGGCCAUUAUAUGACAGACUGCAAGAUUCUUAUCCUCAUAAGUGCGCCUAGAAAUGGAAGUUUUAAUAGUGGACCAGGCACUUGUGUUUGAGACUGGGUCUGAUAUUACAUUUCCCACAGUAUACUCCUUCCCAAGUCAUUUUGUUAGUCCAACUGCAUCCUAUAAGACUGGGACUGCUGGGAUUGACUGUACAUGGAUAGAUUUGACCAGAACAAAUGAGAAGUAGCUCUGUUUUAGUGGCUUUGAACGAAAGCGGUUUUGAUUUUAUCUGUAUCCCAAACUUUUUGUUAGGAUACAGGUGGAGUGUGUUCAGUUAGAGAUGGUGUAUUUCACUUUACUUGGAUUUUAAAGGUACUUUUAACUGGUUGUGACUAGAAUUGGCUUGUUAAACUGAACAGAUUAUUAUCCCCUCCUGUUAGCACAUUGCCUGCGGCUGAAAUGGUAGGAUAUUCCCUAUAUAGUGCACUACUUUUGACUAGAGCCCUAUGGGACUAGAGACCAAUUCACUCUGUUUUCAUGACAAUCCUCUAUAGAUGGGGGGAGAAGAGGCUGAAGAGGGCAGACUCUCAUUAUACAGCACUUUGAUGCGUUUCACAUUGUAUGAAACGUUUUUAUUCUUAAGCAUUCUUAUGCAGAGUGUCUUUCUACUUAAUGAAAUAUGCGCAUGUUGGAUGUCUUAUGGUGAGUCACAAUAAUUAAAUUGAAACAUUGUUUUGUUGCAGUCUGUCAAAGGUAUGUUUUGGCUUAUUAAACUCCAAACAAAAGACGGAUCAGACCUUAAUGCCGUGCAAGGAGAGUCUUAGUCCAGUCACUAUUGUUAAAUUAUUUCCAAUCUAUUAAUUCAUUACUGGUGUGCAAGAUCUAUUGAAUGAGUAUGUGGAGCAAGAAAAUUGUAUGUUUCCGCCCUUUUUUCUUAAUUGGUCAAUGAAAAUAUCCACAACGGAUCAUUGCAUAAGAUUGGAACAAGUGCUAUUGCUUAUAACCAUCAAUAUACAUCAACUUCCUGUGGAGGUCAAAUGAAAAAGGCUUGACCAAGAAAAGAACAGGGUUUGAAUUUUUGGGGUUUAAUUUAUAUAUUUUUUUGUCUUGAAACAUAUGUGGUUGCAAGCUAAUACUCGUCAUCUUUGUACUGGGUAGAAAUAAUGCAACUAGUCCAGAAACCAAGAGAAGGGAGUCAGUUUGGUACUCUAGUCACCUUUUGUAAGCAAUAGGGACAUACAAAAAGUCAAGACGGAGCUAACGAAGGUGCUGUUUGGAGGACACAUAAACUACUAAAUAUGUUUUCCUUCGGUUUUAUGUUGUAUAUUACUGUUAUUAAUAAUGUUACUAUUAAUAGUUUUAACAAAAUGCUAAACUAAAUGAUUUUUUAAAAAGAAAUAUAUUACGAAAAACUGAUAUUCCAAAGUUACCCUUCCUUUUGCUUUCUGUCAUUUAAAAAAACCAAAAAGCAAUCUUGAGGUUGGCAGAGAGCAGGAGAGAUGUUCUUCAUGCAAACUGUAAAGUAACUCCCAUGGCUUGACACUUGAGCCAGUCCAACAUUUUUACCAUGAGCUACAGAUUAAUGCAUUUCAGCCUUCACAACAUGAGGAAGGCACUUUAUUGGGCUCAAAGACUAAACGUUUUAAAAUGUCCUCCAUAAUUACUAAUCUUUUUUUAAUGGUGUGGAGCUGUAGCAUUUGUCUAAAACAAGGACUGGGUUGCAGGGCUUCAAGUAUGGGAUUACACAAUGUUGCAUUGUCCAAGGUAGAUAGGUUUUAUGGAGAUCUGCUUUUUAUUCUAAUCAUUUUUCAUUGUCACUUGAUUAUCACAAUUGUUAUAACUGUACUACUUCUGCUAUUGUUAUCAUUACUCAUCACGGUUUUGAUUAUUAUUGAACCAUAACGGUUUUAAUGAUGCCUCUUUUCACAAGAAAGAUGGUAUUGGUAUGAAUAUUGAACAAUAAUGGUGGCAGUGUGCUUAAAAGAUGUUUAGAAUAUUGACAAAGCUUAUAUUUUUCCUCACUUGUACUUUCAUUUUGUGUUGGAUCUCCCAUUCAGUUUUCUUUUGGUAUACAGAAAACAAAUAAAAUAAAUUGAACAACAAAA
Salvelinus fontinalis (brook trout) is the source of this 8437-nucleotide messenger RNA. It is a transcript of the gene zfhx2, whose product is annotated as zinc finger homeobox 2. Gene Ontology annotation, molecular function: RNA polymerase II cis-regulatory region sequence-specific DNA binding; DNA-binding transcription factor activity, RNA polymerase II-specific. Bases 1198 to 5976 code for a protein of 1592 amino acids. Lineage: Eukaryota; Metazoa; Chordata; Actinopteri; Salmoniformes; Salmonidae. The record is from RefSeq and is a predicted model, not a curated record. Gene Ontology annotation, biological process: regulation of transcription by RNA polymerase II; regulation of neuron differentiation; brain development. Gene Ontology annotation, cellular component: nucleus. The transcript has 5 exons.